AUGUCAAGCAAACAAAGACAGGUGCAUAUUUGUCUUUCAGGCCAUACAGCCAAUAUAUGCGACAAGCUACCCUCUAACCUCGGGCGUCUGUCGCUCAUUGACUCGUUGAUAUCGGCAUUUGGCUUGUAUUCCAAGUGUCUGUUGGUAAACGUAGUGCCGGCCUCGGCAAAAGAACUCUGUGUAUUCCACGACGAAAAAUACGUGGCAGAACUUCUAAAAGAAAGGCACGAGGAAAACACAAGCUUUUCCAAAGAGGAGGCCAAAUAUGGUUUGCUCUUCGACUGCCCCCCUUUCGCUGGUCUCCAUGAGUAUGUUUUGCACGUAACCGGAUCAAGCCUUAGUGCUGCCAACGUGCUUCUCCGAAAUCGAGACACAGAUUCUCAGCACGUGGUUAUAAAUUGGUACGGCGGCCGGCACCACGCACACAAGGCAGGUGCCAGCGGCUUCUGCUAUGUCAACGACAUUGUUUUGGCAAUCUUGAGGCUCCGCACUCUGUACAGAAAAAUCUUCUAUUUGGACGUGGAUUUGCACCACGGCGACGGUGUCGAGGCUGCGUUCAGGUUUCUGAAAUUUGUGACCACGUGCUCUGUACAUCGGCAUGAUCUUGGGUUUUUUCCAGGAACCGGUAAUUCCUCCGGCGCUGGCGCAUAUAACAUUCCCACGAAGCGAGGCCUCGGGGACAAAAACUUUAAGGACAUCAUCGCUCGAGUCGUCGCACCAAUAAUCGCAAAACACACGCCCGAUAUCAUUGUGGUGCAGUGUGGUAGCGAUGGGCUUGCGAGCGAUCCUAGCGGUGAGUGGAAUCUCUCUAUCGACGGCCUAGCAAGCUCGAUUUCAGGCCUCGUGGACAAGUUCCAAAGUGUGCCUUUUCUUGUACUUGGCGGCGGCGGAUACAAUCACACAGAGACGGCUCGAUUCAGUGCCUGGCUCACCAAAACAUUAAUAGGGGAUGUCACGGAGUGGGGAGACAUCCCCGAGCAUGCGUGCCUAGAUGCAUAUGAAAACGACGGGUUCCAAUUCUGGACGCCUGGCAACAAAGCUGGCAAGCCGGCAAGAUGUGACGAGAACAAAGACAUUGGUGCCAUCAGGGCAAAUACGCUUGAAUAUCUCUGGAAUUAA
This is a messenger RNA of Metschnikowia bicuspidata var. bicuspidata NRRL YB-4993, 1119 nucleotides long. RefSeq names its product histone deacetylase (gene HOS1). Gene Ontology annotation, molecular function: histone deacetylase activity. The coding region runs from base 1 to 1119 and encodes 372 amino acids. Lineage: Eukaryota; Fungi; Ascomycota; Pichiomycetes; Serinales; Metschnikowiaceae. The record is from RefSeq and is a predicted model, not a curated record. The transcript has a single exon.